Messenger RNA from Paramecium sonneborni, 2115 nucleotides. Lineage: Eukaryota; Ciliophora; Oligohymenophorea; Peniculida; Parameciidae. The record is from the annotation of a GenBank genome assembly.
AUGCCAAAAGAUAAGUAUUCUUACCGAACAAGAGAAAAAUAUUAAAAAUAUACUUGUCAUCCACCAUUUGCCAAAAAUGUGAUACCCAUCAAAUAAGGAAUUCAUAAAUUAGUUGAUCAAGCAAUAUACCUUUUAACAGAACAGAGUAUAAAAUCAUAAUGAAUUUAGAGUUUCCUUAUAUUAAUCUAGUAGCUUAUGAUAAAACCUCACCUAAUGCAAUUACAAUGGCUAAUAUUUUAAGAGAAAAAUUUCCUAAAAUUCAUUCAGUAUAAAAAACUUUUAAAUUAAUUUUAGAUUAUUGUCAUUACUAACAUAGAAAAAUUUUACCAUUAUGAGCCGCUUGAAGAGGGACUAAUUGAUGUAAAUAUUAGUGUGAAAAUACCAGCAAUUAUCAUAAAGCUGACUUUUAAUCCAACUCAAGAAGAAAUGUUAAAACCAGGAUAUCAAAGAUCUAUAUUUGAUGAAAAAUUUACAUUACAACUUAAAAAUCAUGAUCCUUUAAUAAGAGAAAUUUAUGAUAUUUCAACAGUUAAUGAUACAAAUCAAGAAGAAAGUUAAGGAGAUGAAGAACAUGAAUAAGUAGAAGAAGAUUAAGUUUAUGAUAGAGAAUAGGAGAGAUAAUAUAGGAGUGAUGUAGAUUUUAGAACAUCUAUAAAGGAAUCUAUGAUAUAACAUAGGGAUAUCUAUACUUUAGAUUAAGAAAGUUAGAUGUUUUAAUUUGAUUAGAGCUAAUUAGAAUAAUAAAAUGAAAAACAGUAUAAUAAUUUUUAGAAAAAUGAAAGAAGAUAUUAACCGUAAUAAGAAUAUUAGGAUUAUUCACACAAUUUCAACCGUUUUCAUAUUGAUGAUGAUGGUUUUCAAGAAAUACCUAUUCCUAAAUAAAAUUAAUAAGCAUUUAAUUUUCAUUAAUAGAAUUAAUACCAACAAAUACAAUAAAAAUAGCAAUAAUAAUAACAAUAACAAUUUUAAUAACAAAAACCAUAUCAAUAGUAGAUGCAAUAUUAAUAAUAGUAGCAAAAUCAAAAUAGUUUAAAUAAUAAUUUUAAUACAUCAUAUGCACAUAAUUAGAUGUUUAAAUAAGAAAAUGAUUUAAAAUAAUUUAGAAACACUGAUUUCAGAAAUAAUCGAAGAAAUAAAUAAAAUAUUGACGGAUAAUCGUAAUUCAAUUAAUCUCAUUUUUAAUAAACGAGAUAAAAUGCCACUUAAAGAGAUUCUUAAUAAUAAAGUGAGAUCUUUUAAUUUAGUUAACAAAAUUUUGAUAAUAAUUUUGAAAAUAAUGAAAGAAAUAAGAUGAAUACUUAAAAAUAUAACCAAAGAGAUAUAAGGGAUGAAAGAAAUAAUAGAGAUAAUAGAGAAAUUAGGGUUAAUAGAGAUGAAAAUAGAGAUAAUAGGGAUAAUAGGGAUAAUAGAGAUGAUAGAGAUUAUAGAGAUAAUAGAAAAAAUUAGGAUAAUAGGGAUAACAGAGACAAUAGAGACAAUAGAGAUAAUAGGGAUAAUAGAGAUAAUAGGGACAGAGAUAAUAGGGAUAAUAGAGAUAAUAGAAAUAAUAAUGAUAAUAGGGAUAACAGAGAUAAUAGAAAUAACAAAGAUAAUAGGAAUACUAGAGAUAAUAAAGAUAAAAGAGAUAAAAGAGAUAAUAAAGAUAAUAGAGAUAAAAGAGAUAAUAAAGAUAAUAGAGAUAAAAGAGAUAAUAAAGAUAAUAGAGAUAAUAGAGAUAAUAGAGACAAUAGAGAUAAUAGAGAUAAUAGAGACAAUAGAGAUAAUAGAGAUAAUAGAGACAAUAGAGAUAAUAGAGAUAAUAGAGAUAAUAAAAAUAACAAAGAUAAUAGGAUAAAUAGAGAUAUUAGAGAUAACAGGGAUAAUAGGGAUAACAGGGAUAAUAGGGAUAAUAGGGAUAAUAGAGAUAAUAGAGAUUAUAGAGAUAAUAGAGAUAAUUGGGAAAAAUAAGAAAAAAAAAAAAAAAAUUAAGACAAUGCUAACAAUAGAAAAGGAGAAAGUAAAAACGAAAAAAAUCCAUUCAUUCAUACAAACAAUCCGAUGAUUAAUUAGGUUGAAACAAAUAACUAUUAGGAUAAAAGAAGAGAACUUAAUGAUAAAAUGUUUUAUCUAGAUUGA